This is a messenger RNA of Drosophila albomicans, 8569 nucleotides long. RefSeq lists its product as uncharacterized. Gene Ontology annotation, biological process: base-excision repair, AP site formation. Lineage: Eukaryota; Metazoa; Arthropoda; Insecta; Diptera; Drosophilidae. Gene Ontology annotation, cellular component: nucleus. The transcript is spliced from 7 exons. Bases 681 to 6188 code for a protein of 1835 amino acids. Gene Ontology annotation, molecular function: DNA binding; mismatch base pair DNA N-glycosylase activity. The record is from RefSeq and is a predicted model, not a curated record.
AAUGAGAAUGCAUAGUCGAAUCGUACGGUCGAUACCGCGGACGCUUGUCGUAAUAUACGUACAUAUUUAAUAUACACCGUAGACAUAGUUUUGCAUAUGUGCGUGUCCUAAUAUAUACAACAUCAAUAGAUACAUGUACAUUGCUUGUAUUAUUACCAUUUGUGGCAUUUUUGAUUAGUCAGUCGGCGAGCUCUUUAAUGCAAAUAUUUGUAAAUAUUUUAUUUCAUCCGCAUUCGCGUUCUUGAAAGUGCCAUACAUACAACCUUUAUACAAAAAUACGUAAAUGUGCAUGUACUUUAUGUAAAAUUAUAAAUAUUUCAUAAUUAAUUUGUGCUCGAUUAAUAAAAGGAAUUACGGUAUACAUAAAAUACACACCUUCACAUAUGUCAUAUGGACUAUUUUAAAAUGUUCAUACACGGUGAAAACAAUAAUAGUGUACUAGUAAUUGAAAAAAACAGUAUACAUAUGUAUGUAUAUCUAUGUGUAUUGCACUCUUCACCCGUUCAAUUGUGUGAGUGUCCCAUACAUACGAGAUCUGAAAAUGUAAUGUACGGAUUAUCUCGCGGUUAAACUAAAACAUUGGGACAUUAGUAAAUAUUCAAGUGAGGAAUUGCAUUAAAGUGAAACAAGAAAGUGAAAAGAAUGCCUUAAUUGCAGUCACAGCUUAAUUAAAGGAGGAAAUGCAAUUAGCACGAAUUUUGGAAGAGAACACCCCGUUAUUAAGUAGUUCCUUCACGUUAUUAACAUUAGAAAUAACAGCGGCAAUAAUAAUUAUACAAAAAAUAGUAAUUUAUCCAUAUCGAAUAAAAUCGACACAACUGAAAAAUAGUAUUUUGCUUGUGCUAAAGGUCAUUGCGGAGCUCAGCCGUCAGCUGGGUAGGGCAAUCGGAGUUUCUGCUUUUGUUAUGGCAUCAAAUGCGGAGGAUCAUCUAGCAGCGCUGAAAAUACCAAUAAUUGAAUCAGCAUUGCCCGACAAAACGAAUGAAGAUACAUAUUUGAAUUCUAAGAGUGAUCAUAAUAAACCACCGGCUAAUAAGAACAUUAAAUCUCGAAGUAGCCCCGAAGGAAGCGGAAGAACGGAUCCUAAACGCAAGAAAUUUGCUAUAGGAAAAAGUAACAUUAGUAUCAAGAAUAGUAGCAGUGAUGAUGAGGUGGAAUCUAACAAAUAUAUUAAGGUUGAUGAUGAGGUUAGCAAUGAAAACAAACAAAAGCAUACCCUUUCUGCUUCCGCAAAUAGCCUAGACACUUACCGAAGCACAUAUGAUGAUAGUUCGCUGAUGCAAAUUAAUGGUAAGAAAAUAAAUAACUUUGCAAAGAAAGUUAGCAGAAUCAGCGGCAGUGAUGCAGGGUCAACAAGUCAUCACAUUUUACCCGCAACUAGUACGGAUUCCGUUGAGGGUGCUGUCAAAGCUUCGGAUCGCAUAGAUGCACUUACAACUGUAGAAAAAAAUGAAUACAUUGCCCCUGAACAGGCGCUGGUGACAAGUGUUGAAUUAGUUGUGCCUGCGUUAGUAAUUCCUGCAUCAAAUGCAUUAUCUUCAAUGGAUGCUGAAAGCUGUUUAAUGUCCACAUCACAGAAUAAGAAGAGUAAAUUACCCUAUAACACUGAUGCCAUUUUUAUUGAUAAAACCAAUGGUUGUGCCACAGACUCCUCCUCCGUCACCGAUUUAAAUGUGAGAAGACUUCCUGAUAAUUUAGCAAUAACUACAACAACAACAACGGGUGAUAUUUUGACACUAGAUUUGGGUUCAGCAACAACAACAACGACUACAGCAGCAGCAGUAGCAGGAACAACAACAACAAUAUGGGCUCCACAUGGGGCAUAUGAAAAUAAUAAUGAUAAUGUGUAUGAGAAACAAGACCGAUUACAUCUCAGCGCUGAAUCCGGUGGCCAAUAUUUUCCGCAUGCCGAUAUUUAUCGCACUCAUCAACAACAACAAUUGCAUCAUCACCAACCACAAAGAGAGACACAUCCCGCCGAACUUCUAUUGCAUAUUGGUGCAAAGGAAGCACUUGGAGUUGGCGUUGGUUUUGGACAAAUGAUUCCAACACUGCAACAUCAUCAUCAUCAUCAUUCAAAUCAGCAUCACACAUCAUCAGCACAUCAUCAUUAUGAGCAGCAACAGCAUCUAAACCAUCAACUUCCAAAUAAUAUGUAUGCCGAAAUGAUGCAACAACAACAUAAUCAACAACAGCACCACCAGCAACAACACUCUCUACAACUGUCACAUCAACAACAACCACAACAACAUCAUCUCCAUAGUUUUAAUGAACAACCCAUGCACUAUGCCAAUUACAGUCAGCAUUAUUCCCAUGAACCACAAGUAUUUGCCAUGCAACAUGCUCAUCCAAAUCAGUCGCAUCAAGAGCAGCAACCGCAACUCCAUCCGCAGGAGGACCUCCAGCAGCAUACGGUACAGCAAUUACAGGAAACAUAUCAAGAUAUGAUUAUGGACGAGUUCCAUGAGGAUCGUAGCUCAGCUUACAAAUUAACGCUCUCGCCAAAUAUUGCCAAGCCAGAGAACCAAGAUGAUGGCUAUGAAACAAGUGCUGGAGAUGUUCUGACGCCAAAUUCACACAGUUCAUCAAUUCAUUCGAUAACGCCGCAGCUUCAAAUGCAACAUACCAAAAACCAUAAACACGUAGGACACGGCAAACAGGAUGAAUUGAUUGGAAAACAGUCGCAAACGCAGAACCAGAAUCAAUCAGCUCAGUCAACGUCGAAUAGCCCUCAUGUGGCAACGACAAGUGGACCAGAUGAAGGUGCUUCUAUUGGACAUUCCUCGCAUCACUUGCACACGGGGAAUGCUAAUAAUGAGGCUGUUAUAUUGUCAAACGAAGCUUAUAGUUUUAUAGGCGAAGAAAUGACACCAAUACCACACCCAGUCCCAGACACAUCCAAUGAUCCGAGCUAUCCUCUCAAUAUUGUAUCAGUCGAGUCAGGCUCAAAUCUAUCCGCAUUGGGAUGUGAAGCCGCUUCUGCUGCUGCUCUAUCGGCAGAGUCUAUGGAAUCAGAACUAAUUAAAACCACCAGUAGCAAUAUUAAGCAGCUUCCACACCAGCAUAUAGUAAGCCGUGAACCGUUUGCUGAAGAAUCAUAUGAAAUAGAUACAAGUCGACAAUCGCUUGAUGCUGACAACAGUUCAAACAGCGCCUUGAAGUUGAAAUCGGUAACUACUGAGUUAACUGCACCAAAACGAAGGGGACGCAAAAAAAAAUUACUGACAAGUACUUCAGUCGAUACAAAUUUGGAUGUGAAAGCAGCUGCGGCACCCUGCGCAGGCAUUGCUAUGAUGACUGGCAAUAUUUUGGCCAACAUGAAACCGAAGGAAAGAAAGAAACACGAUCGUUUCAAUGGCAUGUCCGAAGCCGAGGUCAUUAAGCGAACCAUACCUGACCAUCUUUGUGAUAAUCUCGAUAUCGUUAUAGUGGGCAUCAAUCCUGGUCUGUUUGCUGCUUAUAAAGGCCAUCAUUACGCCGGGCCUGGAAACCACUUUUGGAAGUGUCUCUAUCUGUCGGGCCUCACACAAGAGCAAAUGUGCUCCGAUGAUGAUCACACAUUAUUGAAACAUGGCAUAGGGUUUACCAAUAUGGUGGCGCGAGCCACAAAAGGAUCUGCUGAUUUGACACGCAAGGAAAUUAAAGAGGGAAGUCGCAUUUUGCUAGAGAAACUGCAGCGAUAUCGACCGAAAGUGGCAGUUUUCAACGGAAAGUUGAUAUUUGAAGUAUUUUCAGGCAAAAAGGAAUUCCAUUUUGGUCGUCAGCCUGACCGUGUCGAUGGUACCGAUACCUAUGUUUGGGUAAUGCCUUCGUCAUCAGCACGAUGUGCACAACUGCCACGAGCUGCUGACAAAGUGCCAUUUUAUACAGCUUUAAAAAAGUUUCGAGACUUUUUAAACGGUCAAAUUCAGCACAUGGAUGACUCCGAAUGUGUGUUCACGGAGCAAAGGAUACGACAAUGCUGCGAACAGCAGGAUCAGCCUCUCAAGGUCAAUCCUUCCACGAAUUCUCAACACAAUUUCAUAGAUCAACAUUCUAAUCAUAUGUUUGCUGAUAAUAUUGGUGUUGAUGGGAGUAAUACAAAUAAUACUGACGGUGGUGCUGAAUGUGGCAAUAUUCAAUUUAACAAUCAAUUGACGAAUGUGAUUACCCAAGAUGGUUUUAUUUACAAUAACGAUCAAGGGCUAAGAAAUGCAUCAUCCUCACUUGGAGCACAGCAGCAACCAAACUACUUAGCCAUUUUAUCUAACCAUCCGACACCAGAAAAAAAAAAACGUGGGCGACCAAAAAAGAUAAAAGAACCAGAUUUGGGGAUUUCUGGCAAUAACGGAUCGAAAAUUCCCCUUGCUAACCAACAACAAGACUUUAAUAAUAUAUUAAAUUUAUCAAUAAUAGAGGCGACAGGAAGUGGUAAUGCUCAUAUAGGAAUAAUUUCCAAUAGCGGAUGCAUUAAUAAUGAUUCACCGGCGAAAAAGAAACGAGGAAGACCCAAAAAACUGAAACCCACUAUUGAAAAUAUGCUUAUUGCAGCUAAGUCUCAAAAUACCAACCAGCUUAACUCAGAAGCUCAUAUAGUUGUAGGGUCAAAAGCAGGAGGUGGUGGUGGCAUGUCCACAAUUCAUUCUCUGUCUAUGGAGCACAGGACAGAGUCACCCCAAGGAAGUCAUCAGGCGCCACCAAGCUUAUAUAAUACACCACCGCCAUCUCAUAUGUUAUACACAGCAUCGGCAUCGCCAAUGGCAUCGCCCGCCCUCAAUUGCAGCAGCUACUCGCAUUCGCAUGGUACGCCACCCGUCGUUGACAAUCAACAGAGUCAAGUGAAUGCUGCGGUUUCCAUUCGGGAUCAGCAAACGCAUCUGUGUGAGACGCCGCCACCCAGCUCACCAAAUCUUUGCACAGUAGUUGAUUUUGAUCCUCCAAGCGAACGAUGUAACGGUGGCCACGAUGCAAGAAUUCUUCCGAUUGCAGCGACUCGUGAGGCAGUCGAUGUAAUUGGUGCUCAUCAGCAGAGUCAGCAGGAACAUUAUCAGCAAUGGCUAUCGACCAACCAGCAUCAUCAGCAAUCUGUCCAGAAAUCUAUGCAAACCACAUCGCAGUCUUCGUCUGACGUCGUUGCUCAUUAUUCGCAGUCAUCUACAAUAGGGUCUUCGGUGUCUUAUCAGCCACAGGCGCAGCUCACGCCCCAGGCAACCGGGGAACCAGAUUGGCAUCAUUACGAAACGAAUAGAUCCUACAUGUUGCCCUCACCGCAUCACCAACAUCAACAAGAACACCAGAACAUUAAUUUAAGCACACAAUUAAGCAAUAAUCAAAGCCACUUUACAACUGAUGUCACACAUAAAAGUCUUUCUGGCUUAGAGUCCCUAGUGGAUCAAAUACCAGCAAUAAGUGAUCACGAAUCGAACACAAUAUCAACAGCAACGGCAGCCGCAGCAGCAGCGGCAGUCGAAAGUCGUUUGUUAGGAUUGCAGCAACAGCAACAGCAGCAGCACCAUAAACGUCGUCUGCCUGUUGAUAACGAAGAGUCACCCGCGCAGCAAAUGGGCAAUGACAAUAAUAGCAACGAUAGCAAUGUCAUAAGCAAUAACUUCUCAGUAAGCAGCUUAGCUGCCUCGUCUGCGACGAGCAACGAGCACAACCACAUAAACAAUCAUUACAAAAUAGAGUCAGCCAACUUAAACAACCUGAACAUAAGCAGUGGUAGCAGUGAUGCUUACCCGUGUCAUAGUUCAACUAGUUAUCCGCAUUCGCAUACAAAUCAUUUGAUCAGCGCUGCUUUGGCAGCAGCAAGUCAACAGCCAACGACGCAACAUCCUGUUCCAUCACAUCCACAUCCCCAAAUGUAUGUAGAUCAUGCGCACAUCACAACAAUGUAUGCUUCACCUUAUGGGCCACAGCAUACCACAGCAACAAGCCAAGACUACGCAAGUCAUGUGGCGCCAUACGGCACAAUGCCGAGUGCUGCAGGUCAAACAUUGCAUGUGCCCAGCCCCAACUAUGCGUACGCCCACUACGGCCACACCACAACGCCACAGGCUCAAUAUCCAGGAUUUUCACAUAGUCAUGCACAUCCCCAUGCUCAUCAUCACCAUGCUCACCCACUUCCGCAUCAUGGCCAUGCACCGCAUCACUUAACCGUAUUAGAGCGACUCAAGCCGUCCGACAUUAGUGGCUAUAGUGGAUUCUGAGGACAGAAUUAAAGGGAAACACAACACAAUUAUACAUUUAAUCAAGAUGAAAACGCACAAAUCUAUCGCAUUCGAUUAAUAAGCAAUAUCAUAUACAUAUGUACUUUCAAUCAUCUGAGUGGGCUUUCCUGGUUAUGUUGUAUAUUUUUUUUUUCAUUCUCUGUUUCCAAUUAAUUUGGUAUUGGAGGGGGUCCAAGCGAUAAGAGAAAGUAGUGUAUUAUAAAAACUAAUUUUUCGGUGCUUUUUGUAAAUGGGUAAAUCCAUGACGGAAUUUGUCCCGUGCGAGACUCUUUACAUUGAAAAUAACAUAACCUGAAACAAUUUUAAAAAUAAGUGAAUGUUAUUCUUAAAGCUUUAGAUAAGUACUAUAUUUAGACCUAAGAUUGAUUUUAGGAAUUUGUUCUGUUUUCCGAUAAAAUAUUUAAAUUCCUUAAUUUUUUUGGUUUGCGUACGAAUUUGUUAAUUUUUGCAAUUAUAAGAACAGAAAACAAAACAGAAAGAAAAUUCCAAAACUAUUCUUAGCUCUAAUUAAAGUACUUAUCUAGAGCUAUUAAAAUAACCUUUUCUUAUUUUUAAAAUUAUUUCUGUUUAUGUUUUCUGCAAUGUAAAGAGUCUCGCACGGGACAAAUUCCGUCAUGGAUAUUUUACAUAUGAUAUGUCAAAAUUUGCACCACUGGUGUCUGGCUAUUAUUUGCCGCAUCAUUGACAUCUUAAUGACAGUCUCGUCUUGACGACGCCCUACUACUUUAGCGAUGCUGCUCGUUUUUAUUUUUUAUCGAAUAGUAUAUAUUCUAUCGAUUAACUAAGAUAACCAAAUACUCCGCCGAAUACGUAUAUACAUUUAUUUUAUAACUAUACAGAUCGAUAAACGGACAUUAACAUUAAUCACUUGUAUAUGCAUCAAUAUAUUAGUUAAUAUUAGAAUUAUACGUAUAAUAAUUUGCUCUAUGACGUACAUACAUACGUACUUAAGUGAAAGAAGUCUGCAUAAUAUGUAUGAAUCUUAUCAGUAAAAUUCAAUUUACGUAAGCAUCAUAAGAACAUCCUUAUAGUAAAUAGAUACAUAAAAAAAACAUCCGAUUUUUCAAUAGACUCUAAGUGAAGAGAAAAAGCUAAAGCAAAACAAAAGCUAUGUUAAUACUAGCUAGUUAUUCUAGUACCUAGAAAGUUAAUUGCAAACUAGAGACUAAACAAAGAGAUGCAUUAUGUGUUUUACUUUUCAUUUAAUUAUUUCCUUUUAACAGUUUGAAUUGCAAAGCUUGGUUGCUUCUUAUUGACUUCCGAAGGGAUUCGACCUAUUAAUAAGCUUUUGAUCUCAGACGAUGUUUUUUCAGUUAAAUCCGUAAAUUAUGAAAAUUUAUGAUAACUUAAUAAAUUCACUUUUUAUAUAUAAUAUAUUAAUAGGUUUCUUUCAAAGUGCUGGUGAAAUACCAUAAAAUUCUCCGAGAUCAGCUUUAACUGGUUUAUAAUGAUAGUACUACCAUUUAUGUAAAGUUCUACUUACUAUAUGUCGAUGAUCAUACAAAACGCUUAUAGAGUUCAUUGAGAUAAUAUUUGAAUGUAAUAAGUUUUUGAUACCGCGAUAUUUUCAAAUGAAUAUGUAGCAAAAUUAAGAAUAUUUUGAUACGUUGCAAUUAUUUGCUGAUGUUCUUUAUAUAUAUAUAUAUAUUUGAAUGCGGUGCUAAAAUUUAAUUUUUUGUUUUUGAGUUUUUAUGCAUUUGUACAUACAUACACAUACCCAAAGUUUUUAAUGUAAAAUGCAAUAUUCUAUAUUGCCAAUACUUGUCUAAACUUGUACAUCUUUUGCGCGUGAUUUAAUACGGCAUAUUUAUUAAAAUAUCCAUAGCAUUUAAUUGUUCUGUAUUCUACUCAUUAUUUUUAAUUUCAGUUUAAUACAUGAUUUGGGUUAUUUAAAUUUGAAAUUUCCUACUUAAAUGGUUUGCAAGAGGGAGUAACAUCGAAGUUAUUAUGCUGUGCUAAAAUUAUAAACUUAUUAUAUUCAUAUAUUUAUAUAUACAUAUAUAUGCAUAAUUAUCUAAGUAUAACUGAACGAAUUUGAUACUAAUUGGGUAAUAAUACUAUAAUACAUAUUAUAAAUCUUUUCAUAGGUCCUUCUACUCAUAUGUAUGUGAUUAUAUAAGUAAAAGGAAUAUAUAUUUCCCUUAUUAACAACUCAACAAAUGCAUGAGUUAGUUCAAGUAUGUCCCGAAGUUAUGCGCGUUUUAUUAUUUAAUAGUGUAUUUUAAUAUUCAACUUGCAAGUUGUCAAUAAGCAUAUAAAAAAGUCUAUGUAAGUCCUUGAUCAUAAAUUUAAAUUGGUUAUACUAAAUAGUAAUGGAAGUCUUUCAAUAAAAAAAAUAUAUGAAUUAAAAGUAAUUUAAA